Messenger RNA from Paramecium sonneborni, 1108 nucleotides. The record is from the annotation of a GenBank genome assembly. Lineage: Eukaryota; Ciliophora; Oligohymenophorea; Peniculida; Parameciidae.
AUGAAAUUUAGUAUCUACUGUUGUUCUCCAAACGUUAAAGGUUCAAGAACUUAAUAAAAAAACGAUGAAUCUACUAUGGUAAGUAUUAGAAGCAUCUCUCAAAUUAGUCUACCUUCUAUUUCUAAAAAAAAGAAACCGUGGGUCUUUCAAGAUGAUUAUGAUUUCUUAAAAGAUGAAAAAAGAAUUUUUAAAUUAUUAGAUGAUGAAAAUUCUCCCUAUAUUAAUAGAAGACAAUAAGCUCUUAAAUUAAUUUAACAAAUUGAUUAUAAUGAUCCUGCAGAUAUUGAAGAAAGAUUCUCAUUUAUUUUAAAGUAUAAUUUUAUAAAUAAUCAAGAGAUACUUAAAACAAACAAGAAUAGGCAAUCUUUAUAAUAUUGGAGUAUUUGCUUUUGCUUUUGUAUUACAAAUUAAUAACUUAUUUCAAAAAGCCAUAUAAGUUUGGUAAAAGUUUCUUAUCUUUUGCAAUGGUCAUAGAGCAUUCAAAUAUAAAAUGAUAGCUUACAAAUUUCUAGCUGAACUUUACCUUCUAGAUGGUGAUCUAAGAAGAUCUUUGAAUUAUUCCAAAAAAUUCCUAAAAUAUGCUUUAUGUUUCAAAGAAUAUGAAUAUGAAUUAAAUGCUUAUGAAUUAAUUGGCAAGAUAUAUUACUAUAAACAAGAAUCAUAAUUAGCUAAAGCUUUUCAUUAAAAAUUUAUGGAAGGUGAAUCCCUUUCCAAUACUGAUUAAAUUAGAGUUUAAGCUAAAAAACUUUUUGAUUUCAAAAUUAAAUAAUAGUAAAGUUUAGGUAAAAUUGAUACAGAUAGUGAAGAAGAAUUUGAAAUAAAUAAAUUAGUAGAACCUAAAGAACUGACUUUUAAUCCAAUUAAAGUAAAAGAUGUUUUAAUUAAAAAUAAACAUUUAUGGGGUCAUGUCAAAAGAGAGUGUGAACCUUUAGGUCCUAUCAAUAGAAGUAUUAUGGAUAGAAAGUUGUUUUAAAGAGAAUAUUAUACAUAAUUGAGUCACAACAAUAGUCUUCAAAAAUUUGUUAAUAAUCAUGGAAUUCAAUUAACAACAACAAAGAAAAAUUUUAUUGUAAUAGAUAAAUUAAUAUUUGAUAUACAAUAAUUUUGA